UGCCCAGCCAAUGAGUGAGCGCGCUUCCUGCCGGAGGACGUGGUGACGCAGCGACGUGCUGUGUCCGGGGAGGAUCGCGGGAAACACGAAUCGAUCGGUGGUGAGAUGCCGAUCCGGGCUCUGUGUACGAUCUGCUCCGACUUCUUCGACCAUCAGAGGGACGUGUCCGCCAUCAACUGCGGGCACACCUUCCACCAUCACUGCCUCCAGCAAUGGUUCACCUCCGCCCCGAGCCGGACUUGUCCGCAGUGCCGCGUCCAGGUGAGCAACCGGCAGAUCAUCCACAAACUCUUCUUUGAUGUCGGCCUGGAGGAUGACUCGUCGCUCGAUGCCGAAUCUCUGAAGAAUGAAGUUGAUCGAAUAAAAGCCAGCCUUCACGUCAAAGAGAGGGAGAAGCGGGAAUGUCAGGACUUGGUGGACUCUCUGCGUCAGGUUCUGGAUGAGAGGAACGGCACCGUAGAAUGCCUGGAGAGGAAGAUUGGAGACUAUGAGAUGCUUUGCACAUCACUGAAGAAACAAAUGAAAUUCUUCGAUGUGCAGCAAGCAGAGGCCAAAGCUGCCAAGGAGGAGGCCCGAAAACUGCGCAAUAAGCUGCGCUCUUUAGAAAGUAUUGAGCUUCUGCUGCAAUCCCGGCGGCAUGAGGUGGAGGAAAUGGUCAGGGAUAUGGGGUCCGGACAGUCUGCGGUGGAGCAGUUGGCCAUAUACUGCGUGUCGCUGAAGAAGGAAUAUGAAAACCUGAAAGAAGCUCGGAAAUUAUCGACCGAUAUGACGGAGAAGCUGAAGAAGGAAUUGUUUGCCGCAAACCACAAGGCUCAGAAAGCAGAAAUGGAGCUGCAGAAGAUAAAGGCUGAGCUCAGCGCCUCCCAGAAGGAACUGCAAAAUACGGAUAGGGAAAUUAUGAGUCUGAAGAAAAAAGUCGAAUUCUUGCAAAAGACACUGAGCACCCCGACGGCGACCAACGAAGCCCUUAGCCGCCUGAUAUUUGAGAGCCCUGCUCCCAUUGGACUAGAAAGGCCAAAACUCCGCCCACCAAUGUUGGGUGAAGAUGUAAACCUCGACCUCACCUUUAAUAUCGACACCCCGGAACCGAACCCAUCCAAACCAGUAAUCGCUCCCUUUAAGAAGUUGAAGCUCGAUCAGGGAAAUUCUCCUGUGAAGCGUCAAGCAAAGAAUACCUUGCAGGAGUCUAAAGCCUCAAAGACUGUACCGGGUCACAUACAAGUUGAUGAGGAAGAUGAACUGACGUUGCCGUCCUUCAUAAAGAACUCUCUGAUGCACAAGAGACCCAUUGGGAGUAUGUUACCUGCACAGCGCAACACAGGAGUGGUCAGAAUGGGAUUUGAUGGUCUUGGUGGACGAACCAAAUUUAUUCAGACUAGCCCCUUGACUGAAAUCCGGCCCCUCCCGGCCAAGCUUAAGAGGAAAAAGGUCAGCCGGCCAGUGGCGUCCUCCACCAGCACUUCCCAUCAGCCGCGGUUGGAGGACUUCCUGAAGUGAGACGCCUUUUCCUUCUCCCCCCUAUGGACUGUAUUGACAGCCAUCUAAUAUAAUUCCUUUGUAUCGAGGUGAAAUGUCGGUCCUCUGGACUCUAGACGAGAGGUUAUUUAGGAGGUUACUAGUCUUGCGUUGUGACCUGAUGACGAGGGAGUCAUCCUUGGCUCUGUAGAAGAUGUCCUUCCGUAUCGUACUGCCUGGAAAUCUACGAUGUAAAUGUUCCCUUUUUCCUGCAGUGUGUCCGGAUUGUGAUUGGACGGAGAUAUGUCCUGCCUCAAUAGAAAGCCUGCCAUGUGUGCUGAUUGGAUCCAAAGCAGCAAGGACGCGCCCCUAUCCCUGGAAAAUUUCCAGUCUAUUUUUUUUAAUUAUUAUUUUUUUAAUUCUAAAUUAUAACUUUACAAUGGCUACUUGGUGUACAUAAAGACAAACCCCUUCUGUUUGGGUGGCGUGGGGAAGGGUUAGGCCCCCCUAUCACUUUUAUAUUGCUGUCUGUCCCCAAUGGGGGAGAGAGUUCUCUAUUUGUUUUGCUGACCUUUGUCUCCGAGACAGAAAGUGAUGGGACAUUCUUUAGAAGGUGUCACCAGAGCAAGAGGUGAGGGGAAAUCUUCCAAUAGGGACAACUAAGAGGAGAUUCCCCUUCCCUUUUUUUGGAGGCAUUUCUGCUAUAAAUAUCCUGAUCUCAUACUGUAACUUGGG
Rana temporaria (common frog) is the source of this 2190-nucleotide messenger RNA. It is a transcript of the gene TRAIP, whose product is annotated as TRAF interacting protein. The transcript is spliced from 15 exons. The coding region runs from base 106 to 1497 and encodes 463 amino acids. The record is from RefSeq and is a predicted model, not a curated record. NCBI's taxonomy places the organism in Eukaryota, Metazoa, Chordata, Amphibia, Anura, Ranidae.